This is a messenger RNA of Diabrotica balteata, 3524 nucleotides long. Lineage: Eukaryota; Metazoa; Arthropoda; Insecta; Coleoptera; Chrysomelidae. The record is from the annotation of a GenBank genome assembly.
GAAUGAGGAAUGUGAAUGUUCACUAUGCAAAAGUGUUAUGACAUUUUUUGAAUUGUUAAGUGUUAAUCUGGUGUUAAUGUAGUUAAUAUGUGAAAAACUUUUUGUCAUUCCUCAUUAAAUAACCAAAAAUGCACAGCCAACCAAAGCCAAAAAACCCGUGGAACCAAAAUAUUCAAAACCAACCAAAAAAGAACAAAAAUAAGAAUUUGCCUACACCGGGUGAAGUAAAAUUUAAAGAAGCUCAGGCUAAACUACAAGCCUCUGUAAAGAAACAUGUUAAGGAAUACGAAUCAUCAUCAGAUGAAGAAGAAUUGGAAUCUGCUACUUUAAUAGACUCAAUUUUGAAGAACUAUAGAACUGGAAAUGGAGAAGAAGAGAGCAUUGAGAAGACACAAACCUUUCUUCAAGAGACAUUUCUCUCUGGAGCAGCCACAUGUUUGAUAUGUAUUUCUAGGGUCAGAAAGGAAGAUCAGAUAUGGACUUGUAUAAACUGCUAUGGAUAUUUCCACCUAAUGUGUGUUCAAAGAUGGUCAAAAGACACUGUCACACAACUGAAACAUGCUGCCCAAGAACAAAUUAUAGUGAAACAACAAAAACUUUGCUGGUGUUGUCCAAAGUGUAGACAUGAAUAUGAUCCUCGAGAUAUUCCUUUGAAAUAUUUGUGUUUUUGUGCUAAAACUGAGAAUCCAAAAUAUGAUCCUUAUAUUGCGCCUCAUUCUUGUGGGCAAAUUUGCAAAAAGCCUUUGAAACCAGAUUGUGGACAUCAUUGCUUAUUACUCUGUCAUCCAGGUCCUUGUCCACCCUGUCCAGUAACUGUGAAUGUUUCCUGCUACUGCGGUCGACAACAGCCCAGAACACAAAGAUGCAGCAAAAAGGAAUGGUCUUGUAAUGACGUUUGUAACAAACCUCUCGAAUGCAGCAAACAUAACUGCCCCAAUCCUUGUCAUCCUGGGGAGUGUCAACCGUGUCCAAAGAAGAGUAUACAAAAGUGUAUUUGUAAGGCUCAACAAAAACUUCGUGAGUGUGCUAGUCCUGUAUGGCAGUGUGACAAGGUAUGUAAUAAACCACUGGAAUGUGGUUACCAUAAAUGCGAAGAGAUUUGCCACGAGGGCGUCUGUGAUAUGUGCCCAUUGGCAAAACUUCGAACUUGUCCGUGUGGAAAAACUACAUACCAGUUGCCUUGCACUCAAGAAACGCCCACCUGUCCAGAUACUUGCGAUAAAGUACUAGAUUGUGGCGUUCACGGUUGUAAUUUAAAAUGUCAUAGAGAAAAGUGCGGUGUGUGUCUUGAAACGGUGGAAAAAUCCUGCAGGUGCGGUCAACAUACCAAAGAAGUCCAGUGCUAUAAACCAUAUUUAUGUGAAGUUAAAUGCAAACAAAUGAAGGAUUGUAACAAACAUCCAUGUAAUAGAAAGUGCUGCGACGGAAACUGUCCACCUUGCGAAAAACCUUGUGGUAAAACUUUAAACUGCGGCAACCACAAAUGCAGUUCAGUGUGCCACCGAGGACCCUGUUAUCCUUGCAGUGAAACUGAUAUCGUCACGUGUAAAUGCGGAGCUACCAAGAUAUCUGUUCCUUGCGGUCGUAAACAUAAAACCAAGCCUCCGAAAUGCGCCAAGUUAUGUCUGACUCCACCUGAUUGCCAUCACGAAAAAAGGGAUUCCCACAGGUGCCACUUCGGCGAUUGCCCUCCGUGCCGACAAAUCUGCAACAAAAUCCAUAAUAAAUGUUCACACUCGUGUCCUGUCACCUGUCACUCCGCCGUUCUUGUCAAAAUUGAAGGGCAAAAAGCGUCCAUGCCUUGGGAACAAGUCAAGCCUCAAGUUGUAAGAAGAGAAUUAACGUGUCCGGACUGCGUUGUUAAAGUUCCUGUGACUUGUUUAGGUGAGCACGAGACUUCAGAUUGGCCGUGUUAUUUGUCAAAGCCUUCCAGUUGUCAUCGACAGUGCGGUAGAAUCCUAGAUUGCGGUAAUCAUCGUUGUACUUGGUUGUGUCAUACAGUAAAAGAUGCUCCAGAUAAUAUUAAGGCUGGAACAAAUUGCGAGAAAUGCGAGAAUAGUUGCAGCAAACAACGCCCCGAGGGUUGUGUACAUACAUGCCCGAAACCAUGUCAUCCUGGAGGCUGUCCACCUUGCAAAAUAAUGAUUAGAAUCAAAUGCCACUGUGGACUUAAUCAGCCCUACGUCACUUGCGUUGAUUGGUUGAACGAAGAGAAAAAAGUGGAGUUGCAGACGUGCGGUAACCAAUGUCCUAAAAAUUUUUGGGACUGGUUCGUCCACGUAUCAGAUGUACAAACCCUCUGGAAGCUCCAACCAACAUAUUUGAUCGUUCAAGCUGUUUAUUUUUUAGGAGCUCUUUUAACACUUAGCCAUGCCCUGAUUAAUAAAGGUAGACUACCAUAUCUAUGGAUCGGAAUAAUACUCCAUGGAAUUUACGUUGAAGUUAUAACAUAUUUUCUUCCCGAUAUUGACAACUUUUGGCAUUCACAAACCCCAAUUAUCUUCGUAGGGAGAAGAUUGCCCUUACAUAUUAUGCUUUUAUAUCCCUGUUUCAUCUACAACGCACAAAUCGCCGCAGCUAAACUGAAACUGCCAAAAUGGUCUGAACCUUUUUUGAUAGGCCUUCUAGUAGUCUUAAUCGAUUUACCAUAUGACAUCGUUUCCGUAAAAUACGUUCACUGGACCUGGCAUGAUACUGAUCCGAAUCUAUUUGAUAGGCACUACUGGGUACCUUGGAAUUCCUACUUUUUCCACACAACAUUCGCAGCCGGAUUUACCUUCUGGUUCCAUUUCCUUAGAGAAAAAAUUUGCGACAGUGGAGAUCGAUGGGCAGCAGACAAAAGCAUAUUCAAAGAAAUAAUAUGCACCAUUGUUCCUGCAGUCUUAGGAUUUCCAACAGGAGUCAUAGGUUUUAUUCUGAUCUACCAUCCACUUCAUGAUCUGUACAAUAUUCAUAGCGAAGUAACAUACAUAAUCCUAUUCGUUAUUUGCCUGCUAAUCUCUUGGACAGGUGAACGCCUAACGGCGCAUAGAGAAGGCGCUAAGAACGUGGUUGGCAAACUCCAUUGGAGUUCGUAUUUAACUCUGUUUCAUUUAAUUGUUCACUACGCUACGUUUAUGCUAGUCCUAAUAUUUUUCAAUCCAGAGGAUGAAGUAUCAAUAGGUCUGAAAGAGCCAAUUGGACCCUGUGAUGAGUACGUUCCGUUACAGACAGUAUUUGGACUAACUUUAAAGAAACGUAAAUGGUUAUGUCCGACCGACUACAAUGAAGACUAUUUCGAUUUCCACUGCUUACCGAACAAGAAAAUCCCGUCUAACGGUUCGAUGUGGUACACAAUUUGCGGCACACCGUUUGAGAACAGGGCCGAGUAUAUCGCAAUCAUAGGUCUAAUUUGCUUGAUGGCAGUUGGAGUUUUUGGAAAUUUAUAUUUCAGAUCCUAUGGUGACGCAGUAUUCGUGAAAAAAGUUGUUAAAGAUAAAAAUGAACUGAAAAAGAAACGCAAAUAAAAUGUUUUUUACCUUUUU